Biomphalaria glabrata is the source of this 5001-nucleotide messenger RNA. RefSeq names its product toll-like receptor Tollo. Gene Ontology annotation, cellular component: membrane. NCBI's taxonomy places the organism in Eukaryota, Metazoa, Mollusca, Gastropoda, Planorbidae. Gene Ontology annotation, biological process: immune response; toll-like receptor signaling pathway. The transcript has 7 exons. The record is from RefSeq and is a predicted model, not a curated record. The coding region runs from base 618 to 4226 and encodes 1202 amino acids. Gene Ontology annotation, molecular function: transmembrane signaling receptor activity; protein binding.
UGUACAUCUCCUUGUUCUGACCCCGUGACCUAAAUGUUGCCUUGUAGAUCUAGAACACAUGUAAACAGUACACACUACGUUCCAAGUCAACACACUUAGAGAUUUAAUGGGACAUUUCAACUGAAGACGUUGGAGGCUGUAAAACACAAUCUGUUCAUUCCGUUACUGGACUAGAUUACAAUGACCAUGCGACAUUACAGCAGCAGACGGAUAAACAAUAAAAUAGACCGCACCUUUUCUGCUCUAAUGGAUGGGAUACAGGAUGUAGACCUGUUGACUAGCACACAGAGUGCACUGUACACUUAGAUCUAGUUACGUUACCAAAUAUGCGUGAUAAAAUUCAAAACAGUUCUUGUACAGACUUCACGUUGAGAUGUAAGUCCACCCAAUAAUGCAUUUGCGAUGACAUAGUCUUUGUCACCACGUCCAAGGGAUGUCAAGAGGAGUAACCGAUGUUGUGUUUCAUUCAUUGUUUUUAAAAGAUAAAGUACAGUGAUACAAUGUACAGGAUCUAAAGUUGACAGGCUAAUAAGAUGUUUCCUAGACGAUAUUUCCUGAUUCGGAAAAUAGUUUGGACAUAAAUUCAUUUCUCUACAACUAACUAUCCAUUGACCAACAUGACAGGCCUUGCGUUAAUAAUUACAUAUUGUUUCCUGUGUUGCCUCCCCUUCUGCAUGACUAACUACUAUAGCAACUGUUACCCGUUGAGGCACCCUAAGUAUGUUAACUAUCCCAUAUGUUACGUCACAUCCAUUUCUGCUUACGACACGACCUUGAAGUCUAUACCGGAAGACGUUCCUGCCUUGGCUCUUGUAUGCGACAACUUCGCCAGAACCAGCAUCAUGUCCCCGGGUGUCUUCAGUCGGUUCACUUCGCUGAAGUCCCUGACGAUUGAGGUGUGCAACAUCUCAUUGGUGACUUCCUCUUCCUUUCGGGGACUUUCAGGUCUGCAGGAGUUGUUGAUCUUCAACAGCAUCGUCCCCGAGCUGGCCAGCAACACGUUCGAACACCUUGUGUCUCUAGAGGUUCUCGUUAUCGUAGAGACCAAGACGCCGAGACUGCCAGACAUUUCUCAUAUGACAUCGUUAAGGCAUCUGAACAUUUCCCACAAUGAUCUCCGUGAAGUGGCAUCCACUGUCACCAAUCUGAGCUCCUCGGAUUCCCGCUCUAGCUUGACUUUGAUAGAUCUGAGUUAUAACAACUUCACCUCUCUCCCAUGGGAGGUUAUUCGAGGUGGUUCUAGCCUGGAAAGCAUUUAUUUGAAGGGUCUUCCUUCUGUGACUGAGAUCACGUUCCCUAAAGACGUGAAUCUCAAGAACAUGCUCGUUCUUCAUGCUGACAACACACAUUUGAAAUCUGUGGAAAUGUCUAGUUUGGAAACAGCCACUCAGUUGCAAGAGCUACAUUUAUUUGGAUGUAACCAGCCAUUGAAUUUGUCUGGAUUUGAUGUUUUCACUCGCCUAGUUGAACUCUCGCUUAAUGAAUUCGGAAUAACAGACUCUAUAUGGUCCGAACUCAAUUCCACCGAACUCACCAGACUUGACCUAACCAACAAUAACUUAACAACAGUUCACAUCUGGCAGCUGCCUUCUCUGAGAGUCAUGCGGCUUGGCGAAAACAACAUCGCAGAGAUAGCGGAAGGAACUUUCGACCGGCAGCUCGGCCUUCUGCUCUUGAACAUGUCAUUCAAUGACGUGUCGGUGCUGCCGAAGAAAAUCUUUCAAGGAAACCCCAACCUCCAAGCUUUGAUGCUCGAUCACAACAAAAUAAAGCGUCUGGAUAGAGAAACAUUUAGCUUCGUCACCCAGUUGUUUUAUUUAGACCUCAGUUAUAAUGAGAUAUCCAUCAUAGACCUGGACGUCUUCAGGGACCUAGUUUCUAUGAGGUUCAUGUACCUUCAAGGAAACAAACUGUUAGCAUUGCCUACAAUAAACCAUAUGCUCGAACUAAACACACUGAAUGUGAGUUACAAUUACAUAUCCCAGAUCGUGGAUGGAGAAAUGGGCAUGCUUAAGCAGCUAGAAAUUGUCGACGCCAGCAAUAACAUGCUUACAUUUGUAGUGCCUCACAUGGUGAGUGAUUGUACCAGCCUGCUCAUGCUCAAUCUCCAGAAUAACUUCAUCUCCAAAGUUGGAACUUUUGGGUUUCACCCGAAUCUCCAGAUGAUUAGACUUGACAACAACUCCAUAACUGACUUCGAGUCGGCCUCUCCCUUUAUCAACAUGCUGAACUUAAAAUAUCUCUUUAUAGACGGGAACAAGCUAGUAACUCUCAGACCCAACUGGUUUCCGGUAUCGACUGUUUCCAUCACGCUUGGCGAGAAUGUGAUUACAGAGUUUUUUUCGACCAGCUUUAAAAACUUGCCGAAUUUGACUACGGUGAAUUUGGUGGGAAACAAAUUCGCUUUUUUGAUGCCUUCAUACUCAGUGAAUACUUUCAAGGUGAACUCGCCCAAACCAGUGUUUGAAGUCAGUCACAACACCUUCUGGUGUACGUGCGACAUGGCCUACCUCAAGGUGAUCAUUGAGGACGGAUACUCUAACAAUGUGUUCAGUGAUUAUUAUCCCAAGUUUCUGGGCCUUGAUACAACGUUCUGUUUGACUCCCUACGAGAACUACACGGAAAGGCCCAUUGCCGAUGUGCCUUUAAGUCACUUUGCUUGUCAGUAUAACGAGACCUUCUGUGACAUUCUUUGUCAGUGCUGUGAUUCUCCUUUAGAAGAGUGUCCUUGUGCGCUCACCUGUCCGGAAUCUUGCAAGUGCUACCAGGCAGGCAGUGGGUUUAAGAAAACAUUCUUCCACAUACACUGCAAUGAUAAGGGGUUAGAAAAAGUCCCCCAGAAAAUUCCGUCUCGUGCCACAAGUGUCUAUCUGGACGGUAAUAGUUUAAAUAAAUUGACUCAAUACGAGUUGGCACAUCUCAGCAAAGUAGAGAUUUUGUUUCUGAAUAGAAGCAAGAUUGAAAAUCUAGGAGAUGGUCUGUUUGAUAAUUGUACUUCACUCCUGCAUUUGAGACUUGAUUAUAAUUACCUUAGCAGUAUUUCAAAAUCAUUGUUUGAUAAACUAAUUGAGUUACGUUCGUUAUAUUUAAAUGAUAAUUUAAUUAACUUUAUAGCCAAAGAAGCAUUUGCUAAUCUGAACUCUGUAGAGAUCAUUACCCUUGACAAAAAUCGAUUAAUCAUGUUGGAUGCAGUCUAUGGAAUCUCUUCUUUGAAGUCCUUGACUCUAUCCGGAAAUCCUUGGCAAUGUCAGUGUAACACCAGCACCGAUGUCCUCCGGGUGCUGCACGCACUCAACGACAUCAUUGUUGACAGAGGCAACAUGUGCUGCUACUAUGUCGGGACUGCAAGAGCUGAGGAUGAAGUCAGCGCAGCUACCGUUCAGCUUUUGACGAAACUGUCAGAGCUCUCCGACAGAACUUGUUACAACCUAAUGAUAUUCCCGUACGAGGACUUGUGUGUCUUACGCGCAGACAACGUGACUGGGAGCUAUGCCACCCACAGCAGCCCCGCUGAGUCCCUGACGCUCCUCGUCUGCCUAGUUGUCGCCAUGUUCGUUUUGCUGCUCAUCGCCGUCGUGGUUCUGGUGAUCAUCUUCAAAGGUCGGGAAGUUCAAGCCUGGGUCUACGUGAACUUGGGAGUGCGGGUUUACGAUAAGAAGGCUGUGAUUGACAAGACCGAUGCUGGAAAUAAAUACUUCGACGCCUUCAUCUCUUACAGCAACAAGGACAGCGAGUUUGUCAGCAAGGUCCUGGUUCCAGCACUGGACGAGAAGGGGUAUCGACUGUGUGUUCACUAUAGGGACUUCCCAGUUGGCCAGAAUAUCACGGAUACAAUCUUCCGGGCCAUAGAAGAGAGCAGCAGGACAAUCAUGCUUCUGUCACGCCACUUUGUGGAGAGUGAAUGGUGUCGCUUUGAGUUUCAAACUGCUCAUUACCAUAUAUUGAAAGAAGGUUCUCACAGACUGGUUUUUAUUCUGUUAGAUGACCUCUCAGACGAUGAGCUGGACCCGGAUCUUAAGGUCCAACUCAAAUCGAAAACAUACUUGAAAUUUGGAGAUCCUUGGUUCUGGGAGAAGCUUUUCUUUGCCCUUCCUGAUGUCCGAAAGGUCAAGGAUGGUACAACAGAAGAGGACGCCCUGAACGGCAUGAGAAUACUGGCUGGAGAAAAAAUUGUCAACAACAAUGAUAAACCAGUCACAGUAAUCCAGGCAGACAUUGUUUUGUAAGAAAAAUGCUGAAUUAUCUGGCAACUGAUAAAACAUUGCCAAGAAAGAAAGAAAAAAAAACAUUUAAAUAAUCAGAUUAACCCCGACACUAGCACUGAUUACAGGAUCAAUACUUCUUAAAAUAGAAAGGUCUUUAACCUCGAUUGAAAAAGUAGUGCUGGAUUGACCUAAAGGCUGCACAAGCUAUAGCCAACGAGCCCCAGUCAACCAAAAUUUGGAUAUUUUAAUUUUUUUUUUGACGACAAAGCAAAGGAAAAAUUGUCUUAUGUUUAUUAUUCAGUGCCCCAAAUCUCAAAUAGCUCAGGGCCUGAUGUUUAUUAUAAAUCUGCUCGCGGACCAAACUUUAACAAUGUGCACUUAGAAAAUAUUUCGUUGUGCAACAAACCAUAGCAAUACCCUGCAUCGUGGUUACUGUUCUUGGCUCAACCAUUCAUGCGUCCAACAACAUGAUAAUCCUUCAUAAGUGAGAUCAAAUAGAUCAUUCAUGCGUACAAUCAUAUCAAUCGUUCUUGCUUGCAAUCGUGUGUCACGUUAAUCAUUCAUAUGAAUAAUCUUGACAAUCAUUUAUAAUGUCGAUCACUCGUGUGCAGAAAAGUGUCAAUCAUUCAGUAGUACAAUCAUGCCAAACAUAAAUGCAGUAGGCCUACAUGCGGUGUACAUCCUUUGUAGUGAAUCAACAGACAUUCGCCUGUAUAAUUUUUGUCUCUGGAACUAGCAAUCAGAACAAACUAAUUCUUAUUCAUAUUCACAUCUCGUUUAACUCAAGAGAACUUUU